AUGAUGACCAACGUCGGGACAUUAAUGUCGAGAUCAUAUACAGGCUCCCCAAAUUCCGUGGGCUGUCAAUUUCAGGCCUUCCUCAUCCAGAUGUUCAUGCCUGCCGACGCCUUCUGGACUCUCUCCAUGGCCAUUAACGUCUACCUAACAUUCUACUGCAAGUUUGAUGCUCGAAAGUUACGGAAGAUGGAGAUUCCUUAUCUGAUCGGCUGUUACGGUGUUCCUUUCGUCCCCGCCUUCAUUUACAUCUUUAUCAAAAAUAAGGAGGGACAACGAAUCUAUGGAAACGCCACACUUUGGUGCUGGGUUAGCCCAGAAUGGGAUAUCUGGCGCAUCAUCACUUUCUACGGCCCUGUUUGGCUUGUUAUUCUUAUCACCUUCUUCAUCUAUAUCCGCGCCGGCAGCACGAUCUACCGCAAGCGAAGAGAACUUGACGAUUUCAGCUCAACGGAUCGGGAUCUUACUUAUGGCGGUGGAGAUCAUAUCGGUACUAUCAAGACGACUGAAGUCUCGGUGACGACAGAGAUCCUGUCCCCAGAUGCCAUCCAUCUGCAGUCUAUGAGCCGUCAGGCGCCAGACCCCAGCAACCCCAGCUCUAAUGGGGUCUACUCAGUUCACAUCACAGCCCAAACCAGUUCUGGAGAUAUCGAAGAUGAAGUGAUUCCUAUCGAACAACAACAAACACGAGCCAGCAUCCAGGUCCCCUCACAGCAGCAACAGCGUUCUGUGGUCAAUCCGGCUCGAAGACGGAACCGUGAGCUGAACAACGCAGCAUGGCAAUACACCAAGUGCGCCCUACUCUUCUUCACAGCUAUUCUGAUUACAUGGGUCCCGUCAAGCUCCAACCGUGUUUACUCAGUUUUUCACCCCCAGAGCUCGUCCCGAGCUCUCGAGUUUAUGAGUGCUUUUGUGCUUCCUCUUCAGGGCUUUUGGAACGCACUUAUCUACAUGGUCACAUCCUGGAGUGCGUGCAAGAGUCUAAUGAGCGAUUUGCGCACAGGACGACGUCCGGAUGUGACAGAACUUGUUGGUGGCAUGGCGCCAGGUGUUGGUGCCAACCACUUGAGGACAGCAACCAACCAUCGCCACAACCUUGGUCAGUUCCGACGAUCGAAUAAGUUUGAGACAGAAAGCAUGACUGAAUUGGCCAACGAGAGCCGACCAACAUCGGACGACGAGCGACGAGAUCAUGUGCAUGUAUAA
Molecule: messenger RNA, 1203 nt
Organism: Fusarium sp. VM40
Lineage: Eukaryota; Fungi; Ascomycota; Sordariomycetes; Hypocreales; Nectriaceae
Source: the annotation of a GenBank genome assembly